Messenger RNA from Triticum turgidum subsp. durum (durum wheat), 363 nucleotides. The record is from the annotation of a GenBank genome assembly. Lineage: Eukaryota; Viridiplantae; Streptophyta; Magnoliopsida; Poales; Poaceae.
AUGCCAGAUAAGAAAACGGAAAAAAACUUUAUUUCUACCGCAUAUCAAGUGAGGGCAGCUGUUGGAACAGCUGUUGGUGCAGCUGCUGCCCGCGCGAAGAUGCUUGUGGACCAGGAAGAGCGAGAGAUGGAGCUUCUAAUGGCGUCCAUAAUUGAAACUCAGCUAAGAAAGAUCCAAUACAAGAUCAAACACUUUGAGGAGCUAGAGUUGAUCAUGGAUCAGGAGUACACCACCAUACAACAAAUAAAGGAGUCCCUGAUGAAGGAAUGGCAAACGGUCCUGGAGCGAGCAUUUCAGACUGGAGCACCGCUUCAGAGGGACGAAGUGCUCACAAGGCUGUUCCUGGACAGGUCUACUCCAUAG